AUGGUCAAGAUCGAAGAAUUCGCCGUGGAGCGGUGGAUGGACGAGUAUGAGAACGAUGCCAAGUACAAUCUCGCAGAGACCUGCUGUGCAUCAAUCUCGCUCAACGAUCUCAUGUCCUUCUCUGGUCAGCAAACCAGCAUCAUAGACUAUGCUCAGAAGCAAGUCUACGGUGCAAUCCGGGGGUCGAAGGCAUUGAGGUCUAACAUUGCUCAACUGUACACCACCGAAUCUUCAGAUUCCCUGUCUCCAGACAACGUUCUCGUCACCAAUGGUGCCAUCCAGGCCAACUUCCUAGCGCUCUACACAAACGUGGGGCCUGGGGAUCAUGUCAUUUGCCACUACCCGACUUAUCAACAACUGUAUUCGGUUCCUGAAUCUUUUGGCGCCGAGGUGGAUCUUUGGAGAUCAAAGGAAGACGCUGGUUGGCAGCUGAACCUGGAUAAUCUGAGAUCAUUAAUCAAGCCGAACACGAAACUCAUCAUCAUUAACAAUCCACAGAAUCCAACGGGUGCUAUUCUCAAGCGUGAGACACUACAGGGAAUCGUUGAUAUAGCACGUGAGCACAAUAUCAUGAUCCACAGCGAUGAGGUGUAUCGGCCUCUUUUCCAUUCCCUCGAUGCUGACCAGCACGAGAACCCGCCAUCUAUUCUCUCGCUAGGAUAUGAUAAAGUGGUUGCCACGGGCUCAAUGUCAAAGGCAUUCAGCUUGGCAGGUAUUCGUCUCGGAUGGAUUGCCUCGAGGAGUCCUGAGAUCAUAGAAGCAUGCGCCUCUGCUCGCGAUUACACCAUAAUUUCUGUCGGACAGCUCGACGACAGCGUCGCGACUCUUGCUCUCAGCACGCCAACCGUGCAUAACUUACUUGAGCGCAAUAUUCACUUAGCCAGGCAAAAUCUUGCCACGCUGGAAACUUUCAUAAAAGAAUUCGAGUGGGCUAUUGAAUGGACGCGACCACAAGCAGGCACCACCGCGUUGGUCAAAUUCGUCAAUCGAGAAGGAAAGCCGAUUGACGACGUUGUAUUCUGUCAACAGCUGCAGAAGCAAACCGGUGUGAUGUUCGUUCCUGGCAGCCAGUGUUUCGGGGGUGGAGUUGACUUCAAAGGUUACGUCCGGGUCGGCUUUGUUCCAGAACACCAUGUUAUGGUAGAUGGCCUCCAAGCUCUAAGAGAAUUCAUGCGCAACGGGUAUGAGCAGUUGCCUGUUGCCACUGCAUGA
Aspergillus pseudonomiae is the source of this 1212-nucleotide messenger RNA. Its product is annotated as putative aminotransferase. The transcript has 3 exons. Gene Ontology annotation, molecular function: catalytic activity; pyridoxal phosphate binding. The record is from RefSeq and is a predicted model, not a curated record. Gene Ontology annotation, biological process: biosynthetic process. The coding region runs from base 1 to 1212 and encodes 403 amino acids. NCBI's taxonomy places the organism in Eukaryota, Fungi, Ascomycota, Eurotiomycetes, Eurotiales, Aspergillaceae.